UAUAUAUACGAAUCACCAGAUAAAUAUUCUUGUUUAUCAGCAUAGUUAGACUUUUGUAUUCAAUAACAAUUAUAGAAAACAAGAAAAUACUUGAUAAUCACAUACUAUAUUUGAAAUGGGGAACAUUCUCUGCUGCACAACAGUUGAUCAAUCAACAGUUGCCAUCAAGGAGAGGUUUGGCAAGUUUGAAGAAGUACUUGAUCCUGGCUGCCAUUGCCUGCCGUGGAUACUCGGAAGUCGGAUUGUCGGCAGUCUCUCGCUCCGUUUGCAACAGUUAGAUGUUCGUUGCGAAACCAAAACUAAGGAUAAUGUUUUCGUCAAUGUUGUCGCAUCGAUUCAAUACCGUGCACUUGCGGAUAAAGCUAGCGAAGCUUACUAUAAGCUCAGCAAUACAAGAAGCCAAAUCCAAGCUUAUGUUUUUGAUGUGAUCAGAGCCACCGUUCCAAAACUUAACUUGGAUGAUGUUUUCGAGCAAAAGAACGAUAUAGCACGAGCUGUUGAAGACGAGCUCGAGAAGGCUAUGUCAGCUUACGGAUAUCAAAUCGUCCAGACACUCAUUGUUGAUAUCGAACCUGACGAGCAUGUAAAACGAGCCAUGAACGAAAUAAAUGCAGCUGCAAGAAUGAGGUUAGCAGCUAACGAGAAAGCAGAAGCUGAGAAAAUUGUACAGAUCAAAAAAGCAGAAGGUGAGGCAGAAGCCAAAUACCUGUCAGGACUCGGUAUUGCAAGGCAACGCCAGGCUAUCGUCGAUGGUCUUAGAGAGAGUGUUGUUGGCUUCUCCGUCAACGUUCCGGGGACAACUGCAAAGGAUGUUUUGGAUAUGGUUCUGAUAACUCAGUAUUUCGACACCAUGAAGGAGAUUGGUGCUGCUAGCAAGUCGUCAGCAGUAUUUAUUCCGCACGGACCGGGUGCUGUCAAUGACAUCGCCACCCAAAUUCGAAAUGGAUUACUUCAGGCAACCACUUAGGAGUAACUAUAUUCAGACUCAAGUUUAUGCAAUGUACUAUGCUGUAUUUGAUGUAAUUAAUGGUGCUCUUUAUAUUUAUGUCAAGAUUCUUUGCUUUUGUACAAACUAUAAACUCGUUGAAUAUUUAAUAGAAGUCAAGUGUUUUGCUCAA
Mercurialis annua (annual mercury) is the source of this 1118-nucleotide messenger RNA. RefSeq names its product hypersensitive-induced response protein-like protein 1. Lineage: Eukaryota; Viridiplantae; Streptophyta; Magnoliopsida; Malpighiales; Euphorbiaceae. The transcript has 6 exons. Bases 116 to 967 code for a protein of 283 amino acids. The record is from RefSeq and is a predicted model, not a curated record.